This is a messenger RNA of Symbiodinium sp. CCMP2592, 960 nucleotides long. The record is from the annotation of a GenBank genome assembly. Lineage: Eukaryota; Dinophyceae; Suessiales; Symbiodiniaceae.
AUGGCCGAGCGGCAGCUGAAGCGGCCGGCGCCAGGCAGCGCCGCGCUGCUUGCGGGCGUGGACUUGGGCGGGACCACGGUUGCGGUUGGAUUGGUCUCAGCUGACGGCCAGCUCCUCACGAAGCUGGUCGAGGCUGUUGGCGAGGACCACCAGCCCGAACGCAUCGUCAAGCGCAUCUCUGGCCUUCUCAAGGAGGCCUUGCGCCAGGCCGGAAGGUCUUGCUCGGACAUCCAGAGCCUCGGGGUCUGCACACCGGGGCUCUUGGACCUCUCUGCGGGGGUGGUGACUGCGGCCAACCUCAAGGGUUGGACCAAGGUGCCGCUGGUGAAGCUGCUCUCCCAGGAGCUCGGCUGGGAAACUUGCCGCGUGACGUUGGAGCAUGACACCAACAGCGCCCUCCUGGCCGAGGCCUGGGUUGGGGCAGCCGUUGGCCUGGAAAACAUUGUGCUGCUCUCUUUGGGCACCGGCAUCGGUGCUGCGAUCAUAUGCGACGGUCGACUUCUCCGCGGCAGCCGCGGCCAAGCCGGUGAAGUAGGACACGCCAUCCUCGUCCCCGACGGCCGUGACUUCGGCCGAAGCGGUGUGGCGGGAAUCUUCGAAGGCUAUGCAAGCGCCAGUGCGGUGGUGGCACGUGCCAGGGAGGGGAUGGUUCCAGAAUCAUCGCUGAGCAAACUCGAGGCCUUGGACUGCGAAGAUGUCUUUGCUCACGCUGCGAAGGGCGAUGCCUAUGCCAAGGAGCUGGUACGAGAAACCGCGAGGUACCUGGCGAUCGGAUGCAUCAACUGCUGCCGCUUCGUGGAUCCGUCUGUGAUCCUGUUCUCCGGCGGCCUGGCCGAGGCAGGGGAGAGCCUGCUCCAAGAGGUUCGGAGGCACGGCGGUUUGCAGGGCAGCCCUCUCCCUUGCUCUCUGCAAGCAUCUGCAAGCGCAUCGUUGCCGCGGGCGUUUUGCUUUGCGAGUUGA